AUGUUUAGAACUAUUAUAUUUAUUGCAUUCUUUAGUCUAACAUUGGCCGCCAGUAUAACCAACGACAAAGCUGACAAGUUUGUGCACAUCUUAAGGCAGGGUGAGGAAAAGACAGAAGAUGGUUCAUUUACAUACUACUACGAAGGGGCUGAUGGAGCAAAACGUCAAGAGGUGGGAAUUGUUAAAAAUGCUGGCACUGAAGAAGAAACCUUGGUAAUUAAGGGUUCAUAUAGUUAUUUUGAUGAAAAUGCUAAUGAGGUAAUUGUAGAAUAUAUUGCCGAUGAAAAUGGUUUCCAACCGCAAGGCACACAUAUACCACAAGUUAUAUCCCAGGCCGCUCAUGAUGCUGCUGAACGUUCUGCUCGUUUACAAAAUACAACAAGUAGCCGUAUGUAAAAAUUAAUUAAAAUUUCUGAUAGGUGUAUAAAUUUAAGUACUUAUUUAAAAAUAAA
This is a messenger RNA of Lucilia cuprina (Australian sheep blowfly), 452 nucleotides long. Its product is annotated as endocuticle structural protein SgAbd-6-like. Gene Ontology annotation, cellular component: chitin-based extracellular matrix. Bases 1 to 396 code for a protein of 131 amino acids. The transcript has 2 exons. The record is from RefSeq and is a predicted model, not a curated record. Lineage: Eukaryota; Metazoa; Arthropoda; Insecta; Diptera; Calliphoridae. Gene Ontology annotation, molecular function: structural constituent of chitin-based larval cuticle.